Messenger RNA from Peronospora farinosa, 1845 nucleotides. The record is from the annotation of a GenBank genome assembly. NCBI's taxonomy places the organism in Eukaryota, Oomycota, Peronosporomycetes, Peronosporales, Peronosporaceae.
AUGCAGACUCCGAGUGCGCUUCGUCUUGUGGCCCUCGCUGCAACGGCUUCACUUGCUGCUGUAAUCACGAACGCUCAGCAAGUUGGCACCAACACGGCCGAAACUCACCCUUCGCUCACGACUCAAACUUGUACGAAAGGAAGUUGCACGGAAGACUCCAAAACGUCCAUUGUGCUGGACGCCAACUGGCGCUGGUUGUACAAGCAGGGGACGUCAACGAACUGCUACACUGGCAACAAAUGGGACGCGACCAUCUGCAAGGAUCCCAAGACAUGUGCAUCAAGCUGUGCACUUGACGGAGCCGACUACACCGGAACGUAUGGUAUCACGACCGAGAGCGACAGCAUGACCAUGAAGCUCGUGACCAAGGGUCAGUACAGCACGAACAUUGGUUCGCGCGUGUACGUCUCGGAUUCCCCAAAGACUUACAAGUUGUACAAGCUGUUGAACCAGGAGUUCUCGUUUGAUGUGGAUGUGUCAGCCCUUGACUGUGGUCUUAACGGUGCGCUGUACUUUGUCGAGAUGGAUACCGAUGGCGGUAUGAAGCGCUUCCCGACAAACAAGGCAGGCGCUGAAUACGGUACAGGCUACUGCGAUGCCCAAUGCCCGCGAGACCUCAAGUUCAUCAGUGGAGAGGCGAACUCUCUCGAGUGGACGCCGAGCAAGGUGGAUCCCAACGUCGGCUUUGGCAAGUAUGGCUCGUGCUGUGCUGAGCUGGAUAUCUGGGAGGCGAACAUGAUCAGUAACGCGUACACGACUCACCCAUGCACCUCAUCAACAAAGACUACCGGUCCUCAUCGCUGUAUGACUGCGAAGGAGUGUGGGGAUGGCAAGGCUCGCUACGACGGUGUGUGUGACAAGGACGGCUGCGACUUUAAUCCGUACCGUAUGGGUAACAAGACGUUCUUUGGUCCUGGUGCGGAAUUCGCGAUCGACUCGACCAAGAAGUUCACGGUGGUGACUCGGUUCAUCACGGACGAUAACACGGCAACGGGUACUUUGACCGAAGUCUCCCGCUUCUACGUGCAGGAUGGUAAGACUCACGAGAUGCCUCACGCAACCUUUCCGGCGAUCAAGGACAUGAAUUCUUUGACGGACAAGACAUGCUCUGCUUCUAAGAAGCUUUUUGGUGAUACAGAUGAUCACAAAAUCAAGGGCGGCUUAAAGCAAAUGAGUCUUUCGAUGAAGCGUGGUAUGGUGUUGACCAUCAGUCUGUGGACAGACAGCGUUGCGCAAUGCCUUUGGUUGGACUCGGACUACCCCGUGACAGCCGAUGCGUCUAAGCCCGGUGUCUCACGCGGUUCAUGCUCUACUGACUCGGGUUUACCUAAAGAUGUAAUUGCUAAGCAGGCAGAUGCUAGUGUCACGUUUAGCAACAUCCGUAUCGGUGACAUUGGCUCGACGGUGAAGGGUAUGAAGGCCACGUCGACGGCCGGUGCGGCCACUAAGGCUGCUGCUGGUGAGACCACAACUGAGUCUGCGAAGGAGGAGACAGGCACGCAAGAGGAGGAAACAGACACGAAAGCCACAGCUGAGUCUACUAAGGAUGAUGCGAGCAAGGAAACUCCUGCAACUGAAGCAACUGAGACUCCUACAACGGGAGCAGCUGAUACUCCUGAAGGAACUGAGGCAGCUGAUACUCCUAAAGCAGCUGACACUCCUGAAUCAAGUGAGACUCCUAAAGCAGCUGACACUCCUGAAUCAAGUGAGACUACUAAAACAGCUGAGACUUCUGAAGGAAGUGAGACUCCUGCAAGUGAAACGAAAGAGGGGACAGACACGCAAGUCCAAAGUGCAACGAGCACUUCUGCGUCAACGAGUUCGUGCAAGCGCCGCCGCGAGUAG